This is a messenger RNA of Carassius auratus (goldfish), 1888 nucleotides long. RefSeq names its product stonustoxin subunit alpha-like. Bases 1 to 1854 code for a protein of 617 amino acids. NCBI's taxonomy places the organism in Eukaryota, Metazoa, Chordata, Actinopteri, Cypriniformes, Cyprinidae. The transcript is spliced from 2 exons. Gene Ontology annotation, molecular function: protein binding. The record is from RefSeq and is a predicted model, not a curated record.
AUGACCACAGCAUCAGGGCCAAUAGAAGUGGCAGCCCUAGGAAGACCUCUGUCUCUUGGAAUGCUUUACGACUGCCGCAACGAUUCCUUCAUUCCAGGGGUUACUCUCUGGGAUGAGAAAUCAUUGAGGGAAAACUUAGACGUUAAACAUCAGACCGAGACAAAUCUGGAUUUCAGCAGCUCUGAUUCUAUUUCUAGUAAGUCCAGUCUCCUGGAUGUAAGCGCCUCUCUGAAGGUCAGUUUCUUGGCGGGGCUUGUGAAGGUGGACGGAUCUGGCAGGUUUCUGCAGGACACCAAAUCCUCAAACCAACAGUCCAGAGUUACAAUGUUUUACAGUGAAACCUCAAGAUAUGAACAACUCACUAUGUCCCAGCUGGGCCACUUCACCUACCCUAAGGUGUUUGAGCUGAAAAUUGCUACUCAUGUGGUCACGGCAGUGCUGUACGGUGCUCAGGCAUCCAUGGUGUUUGAUCGCACACUAUCAGAAGAGGAAAACAAGCAGCAGAUAGAGGGAAACCUAAAUGUCAUGGUCAAGAGCAUCUCUUCAUAUUCCAUUGAGGGAAAAGGAUCUGUAAAUAUGACAGCAGAUGAAAAAAAAAAGGUAGAGAACAUCACCUGCACGUUUCAUGGGGAUGUCCGCCUUCAGCAGAACCCCACCACAUACAUGGAGGCCCUUCAGACAUACAAGCAGCUCCCCGCUCUGCUGAAGGAUCCACAGAAUGCAGUCCCAAUAAAAGUCUGGCUCUAUCCUCUUCAUCUUCUGAAUGCAACAGCAGCUCGGGUAGAGAGAGAAAUCUCCACAAGUCUGAUUUCCGACACUGAAAGUAUAAUCGAGGAGCUGGAAGAGGCAGAGAGGACAUACAAUGACCUGUUCAAACAUACACUGGUCACUGCUUUCAGUGACAUCAAAGAGAGGCUGCAACUAUUUCAGAGAUUAUUUAGCACAUACAGGAGAAAGCUCAUGGAUGAAGUUGGCAGGGUUUUGCCUGCUAUUCGAGGAGGAAAGAUGGAGGACAAAUCUCUGGAAGACAUCCUGAAGAUCCACAGGAGCUCUCCAUUCAGUGCUGACAAGCUGAACCAGUGGUUAGAUGAUGCAAAGUCUGAACUUUAUCUCUUGAGUUCUCUCACCAAGUCACUGGAAGGGGUUCAAAUUAAAGACUCUGAGGUCGAUAUCAUGACCCAAUUCUUUGAUCCUGGUGUUAAUGCAGUGGUGUGCUUUACCUUGACAUCUCUGAAGUAUGAAGACACAUAUCUUUCAACCCUGAAGAAGUUCCUGCAAUCUGACAUGGUUAACGAUAGGAACAUAGCUUUUUAUUCUGUGGAGUCUUUCAGAAAGUGGUUCAGUGAUCACAAUGUCUUGAUAAAUAUGAUAGAGAACUCGUCUCAAUUCAGGAGGAUUGCAGAGGCCAAUAAAAAUGAAAAGAGAAUUCGCUUUUUCAUUUCUGCCAUAUCCAAUCCCAACAUUACAGGCUCCUCCAUUUAUCUGUAUGAAAAGGGGAAUUUGACAGACAGACAGUUCAAGCCUGUGUCCAAGCCGCCUCCACCAAUAGUGAGGAAUGUCCAGACCCAAGCUGUGUCCCUUAAACUGCAGAAGUAUUCAUCUAGAGAGAGAGUGCAGUACAGAGUGGAAUACAAGCAGGUGAAACCACAGUCUGGAGCUGAGGAUCCAUGGCGUUUUAUAGAAACAUAUGAUGAAGAGAUUACUCUGAAUGGAUUGGAGCUUGGCAAACAUUACCUGAUCCGAUACAGGAUUGUUGGGAAAGUGGGAGUGAGUGAAGCCAGUGAUUCUGUAAGCGCUACUCUUAGUGCUGGCCUUUCCAGUAAGUGCCAUCUACACAUUUUUAUGAAUAAUUAACUUAAGUUUUUAUAUAUCUAAACCAGCUAUUUGU